Messenger RNA from Chondrus crispus (carragheen), 696 nucleotides. RefSeq lists its product as hypothetical. The coding region runs from base 1 to 696 and encodes 231 amino acids. Gene Ontology annotation, biological process: response to oxidative stress. The transcript has a single exon. The record is from RefSeq and is a predicted model, not a curated record. NCBI's taxonomy places the organism in Eukaryota, Rhodophyta, Florideophyceae, Gigartinales, Gigartinaceae.
AUGGCGUCGCGCGUCCCGACCGUAGCCCCCUCGCUCGUCUCGCGCGCACUGAGCAGUGGCGCCGGCGCCGCGGCGGUGCGCACGCGGAUGCCGAUCGCGGGCGCCCGCGUGGACACCGGCAUGUACACGGACACAGGCGGCAGCGGCGCCGACUCGACCGCCCUCUCGGCCUCGCUGGAGGAGGCGUCCGCGAAGGCCGUGGCCGUCUACCGCACGGCGCUGCGCGACGUGCCCGCCAUGCGUGUCAACUUCACCAUCAUCGAGGACAAGGCGUUCUUGUACGCGUGCAUCCGCGACUUGUUCGAGCGCCACCACGAGGUCACCGAUCCCAAGAUCGUCGACAUGCUCGUGUUCAAGGGGAGGCAGGAGCUGCGCGAAAUUCGCGAGCAGUGGAAGAGUAGGCAUCACGUGUAUGGGCAUAUCCAUGCGUAUAUGGACAAGAUGAUUAGGGAGGAGGCGUCGAGGAGAGCGGCGGAGCAGACCGGCGGCGCUGAAGAGAAGAGGUUGGAGACGCUGAGAGCUUGGAAAACGAGGGGACUAGUGCCGCAGGAGGUGCAAUCCUGGGGGCAGUAUCUCAGGUGGAAGGAGGAGGAGGACCUCAAGUUCAACGCUUUCGCCGUUGACAAUAAGCUCUUCACGCAUGAUCAAUUGGAGAGGAAUGCCAAGGCGCAGUCGUCGUCAUGUACUAUUAUGUAG